Messenger RNA from Ostrea edulis (European flat oyster), 1595 nucleotides. RefSeq lists its product as uncharacterized. The record is from RefSeq and is a predicted model, not a curated record. NCBI's taxonomy places the organism in Eukaryota, Metazoa, Mollusca, Bivalvia, Ostreida, Ostreidae. The transcript is spliced from 8 exons. The coding region runs from base 108 to 1175 and encodes 355 amino acids.
UUUUAACGGAAAUAAAUGCAAUAUAACUUAUCUCACACUUCAUUUUCCACAGAGCAUUUGAUUCAAAGAGGAAUAAACGCUGGGUCAGGAUUUUAACAUAGGUAGACAUGGAACAGUUUCAUUUUAAUAGUCUUCCAGGCUGCACACUGUGUAUGGUUUUCAUCAUGGGGGUAUCAUUGUUCCACAAUUCGGCGUCUACUGCCCAAAUGUCAACUGUCGGAAAGUAUGAGAUUCAAUAUUGUCAUGAAUUGAACUUCUCAGAGGACAACCGGAACUGUGGUGGCUUUUAUGGUAAUGUAUCCAGAAUCAUGAAGACCUGCCGAGAGAAAAAUUACAGUAAUAGUUGUAACGUGUAUACUAACCCGGAAGAUGAUAGUAUAUUUUUCUGUAUGAAAACUAAAGGAGUUUCACAAUGCAUCAACAUUCUCUGUAAUUCAACAUUUAAAAGAAACACGGAUAUGAAUGCAUUGGAAAGAAUUGACACUGAUAUAUUAAGUCCAUCCUGUAUGUAUAAGUAUGCUACGAUGGAAUUCAAGGAUUGCGUCACCAACUUGAGUGAUGCAGAUAAAACGAGGGACCAACCAAAAAAAAUGCGUGAAACUACUGAAAGAAGAAACCAUACAAAUUUAAGCGGAAGAGGAUGGCUUAUGUUAUUGGCAGCUUUCCUGACCGGAGUUAUGAUUUCCAGCAUAUUUUUCUAUUUGAGAGAUUGGAUUCGUAAACGCUGGAACGCCAGACAUUCUUUAACGUCUAUAUCUGUGCAGACUGAGGACUCCUAUGCUACCAAUGAGGGAUAUCUAAAUGCAGUUUAUACGGAUAUUUCAAAUUUGCAAGAGGAAGGGUCUAGCAAUGAUGAUGCCUCAACCAAUUCAAACAUCCUUGAUCCAGGGAUGUAUUCUGGUAUCGACACGGUUAUACCCGAUGUAUACAAUUAUUCAAGGCCCGAGGAGGAACAGCAAAGUGAUACGUACAACUUUUUGAAAGGAUCAGAAGAACGAAUGCUGAAGAUGGGGAGAGUAGAAAAUGUGCAGAAUGAAAAGACCUUAAAUGAUACGUUAUUGACAUUGGGUGAACAGUCACCCCUUACGGAAAACAAAAACGAAGACAUGCAACAAUUAUACUUCUGUUUGGAGAAGAGAGAAGAUGUCACGUUAUUCAAAGAAACGUCUUGUUAAAGGAUUACAUUUGGAUUAGGACUAUAAUUAAUUUCCUCAAAAUGAAUUUGAAGUGCUUGAAACAAUGUUUACGUUAUUCUGAUGAUCUGUAGACAUUUUUGUUUCUUUGUUUAUUUGUUAACGUCUUUUGAAUAUUUUAUUUACUCGUAAGACGUCAAUAGCUACAGAUGUAGUGCUACAGAUUUAGACUUGCACAGAAUCACUAGGAUGGUAACAAUGGCGAUUUGGUAUAUUAUCAACGCUACAUAGAACCCACGACUCGAGCUCUUACUUCUAAAUGCCGAGUGUUUGGCAAAGAGGCAAUUACUGCCACAAAGCAAAACCACUAACCAUUUACCCAUGUUUUAAACAUAUACUAAAAUUACUUGACAAUCCUGACAUAUAAAACAUGUCGAAUUCUGAUUAAAAGGUGCAGCAAAA